Molecule: messenger RNA, 420 nt
Organism: Closterium sp. Yama58-4
Lineage: Eukaryota; Viridiplantae; Streptophyta; Zygnematophyceae; Desmidiales; Closteriaceae
Source: the annotation of a GenBank genome assembly
AUGGGCAAGGGCAUGGGCAUGAGCAUGGGCAAGGGCAUGGGCAUGGGCAAGGGCAUGGGCAUGGGCAUGGGCAUAGGCGUGGGCGUGGGCAUGGGCAUGGGCGUGGGCAUGGGCGUGGGCAUGGGCGUGGGCAUGGGCGUGGGCAUGGGCAUGGGCAUGGGUGUGGGCAUAGGCGUGGGUAUGUUGGGCAUAAGCAUAAAUAUGGGCAUGAGCAUAAAUAUGGGCAUGAGCAUAAAUAUGGGCAUGAGAAUAAACUUAGGCAUGAGCAUAAAUAUGGGCAUGAGUAUAAAUAUGGGCAUGAGCAUAAAUAUGGGCAGGAGCAUAAAUAUGGGCAUGAGCAUAAAUAUGGGCAUGAGCAUAAACAUGGGCAUGAGCAUAAACAUGGGCAUGGCACAGGCAUGGGCAAGGGCAUGGGCAUAG